UUGAGGUCUGGCCGGGGAACUAGCAGCAUCAGGGCGGCUGGAGGAGCGGAGGGUUAGCGGUCUCUGCUCCAUGGGACUGGGUUAGCAUUAGUCCGGUUGGUUCUGAGGUUCCUUGUGUGGCCCUUUGCCUGGGCUCCUAUUACCCAGGGUAGCGCUCCCAGGUUCCUCACCAGAUGAUCUCCUUGUGAACAGAAGUAACCACAGACUCCUGCGUCUGAGCACGGAUGUAAUCUCAGGCUACCUGACCCCGGACUACCUAUCCCAGCCUGCCCUUCUUCUGCGUCUGGAUAUCUAAGGACAGAUUUACCUACCGGUGACUUACAGCAGAAGGUCCCCUACUCGGUGCUUCUCUCCCGGCUCUAGCCUGGGCAUCUGUAUGUGAGCCUGGGCAUCUGUAUGUGAGCUGGGCACCUGAUCCUGGGCAUUUGUAUGUGAGCCUGGCACCCCACCUGAUCCUGGGCAUCUGUAUGUGAGCUUGGCACCCCACCUGGUCCUGGGCACCUGAUCCUGGGCAUCUGUAUGUGAGCUGGGCACCUGAUCCUGGGCAUUUGUAUGUGAGCCUGGCACCCCACCUGAUCCUGGGCAUCUGUAUGUGAGCUUGGCACCCCACCUGAUCCUGGGCAUCUGUAUGUGAGCUUGGCACCCCACCUGAUCCUGGGCAUCUGUAUGUGAGCUUGGCACCCCACCUGAUCCUGGGCAUCUGUAUGUGAGCCUGGCACCCCACCUGAUCCUGGGCAUCUGUAUGUGAGCUUGGCACCCCUCCUGGGCAUCUGUAUGCUAUGCUGGCACCCCUGUUGCUCUGAGAAUCUGUAGAUGAGCCUGGCACUCGUCCUGGGCAUCUAUAUGAGAGCCUGGCACUCGCCCUGGGCAUCUAUAUGAGAGCCUGGCACUCGCCCUGGGCAUCUAUAUGAGAGCCUGGCACUCGCCCUGGGCAUCUAUAUGAGAGCCUGGCACUCGCCCUGGGCAUCUAUAUGAGAGCCUGGCACUCGCCCUGGGCAUCUAUAUGAGAGCCUGGCACUCGCCCUGGGCAUCUAUAUGAGAGCCUGGCACACGUCCUGGGCAGAAUGAAGCCGAGCACCGCAGCCCCAGAGCAGGAGGGCUCUCCCCGCCGUGAGUCUGACUGUGAGCGCCAGAGGACCCGAGAGCGGCUGGAAGCUACACUAGCCGGGCUGGGGGAGCUGGGCUACCUGAGGGCCCGGCAGGAGCUGCUGGUUAGGGCGGCUCUGAACCCCCGGACACUGGGCGACCCCCCGAACCGUGGUGAGAGCCCGCGGAGCCUGGAGGAGAAGUUCCUGGAGGAGAAUAUACUGCUCCUGAAAAAGCAGCUGAAUUGCUUGAGGAAACGAGAUGCUGGGUUAUUAAGCCAGCUACACGAACUGGACAAACAGAUUAAUGAUCUUAAAAUAGAGGGUGAAAAAUCAAUUGAAGAGAACCCUGAAAACGAUAGUCGCCCCAGCUCAGGGUUUUAUGAGCUGAGCGAUGGCACCUCCGGAUCGCUUUCCAAUUCCUCCAACUCUGUUUUUAGUGAAUGUUUAUCCAGCUGCCAUUCAGGCACCUGCUUCUGCAGCCCACUCGAAGCCUCAUUACAUAUCACAGAUGGUCAGCCCAAGUCUGCAGAUGAGUUCCUGGAAUGGUUGGACUGCAGAGAUGGUCAGUGUGACGUCCAGUCAACAGGCACUGUACGCCGUUCAUUUUCAGCUCCUCAUCCCAAUUCUUCUGAGGUUGUUGCAGAUGUUCACCCAAAGUAUCAGUGUGAUUUGGUGUCUAAAAAUGGGAAUGACAUUUACCGCUACCCUAGCCCCCUUCAUGCUGUGGCAGUGCAGAGCCCAAUGUUCCUCUUGUCUAUGAUGGGAAAUGUGAAGGGGGAGGCUGAACUUGGCUCCAACAUUAAUGAUGUCUGCAUAGGAACUGCAGUAGACACAUUAAAAAGUGAAGACUGCUUGCAUCAGCAGGAAGGUCUUGUUUCUAUACCUUUUUCUUCUAGUAAAAAGUUGGAUAGCUACAUUUUAUGUGUAAUUCAGAAAAAAGCACUUCCUGUAAGGACUAACAAGCCCAGGACCAGUGUAAACGCAGACCCAGCCAAGGGUAUUUUACGACAUGGGAGCAUGUGUGUCAAACAGACUGGUGGGGCUCCUCCUCAUAGCAGCAGUAACGCUAAUUUGAAGAAUUCUAAACAGACAUGUUUACAUUCCACUGGAAUAAACCCUUUGGAUAAUAGCACUUACUCUUCUCUAAAACAGUGCUCUAAAGAGACUCAAAGUGAACAGCUGGAAACUAAAAAGAUGCCAUCAGUCCCAAACUACCCACCAAAUAAUAUUAAUGAACUUCAAAGCCAAAACAAUUUACGAAAUAAUGUCAAGUCUGUUGCUCAGUGUCUGGGAAGAGGUCUUGGAACUGUGACCUCAAAUGUUCAAAAGGAACUGAACACUCUUCAUAAUGCACCCACUAAUCUUUCUAAUGCAUCAAAUGCUCUUUGCAACAGCUCCUCUAAGGACACUUCAAACAAUGUUCCUCUCCAUCAGGAGGUCAAAAUCAUGCCACAACCAAAGAGGAUUUCCCCAAAGAACACCAUUAAUUCUUAUCAAGCGUCUUCUUCCCUUGAUGAGAGACCAUCUUUGGACUUUAAGAGUGAAGGCUCCUCAUCUCAGAGCCUUGAUGAAGGACUUUUGGUGAAUGCUCAUUAUAUACCAGCUCAGCAACAUGGUGUUAAACUCCACAAGGCCACAAAAAAUGUUAGGAUAAUGAAGAGCUCUACUUUAAAACAGAAAGCUAAUGCUCAGCAUGUUGUAGAAAGUGGUUGCCAGACAUUAAAGGAGAAAGGAAAAGUAAGUGGUAAAAAGUGUAGAUUUCCUGAUGACUUGGACACAAACAAAAAAGUUAAAAAGGUUAUUUCUAGAGUGAAGAAAGUAAGUUAUUCUCCAGUAGAGAAUGGUGGUAUAGGAAAGAGCCCCAGUACAGCUAAGGCAGGAAAUAAGUCUCAUGGACAUGCAAAGGAUGUGGUUUUGGCAAAACCGAAGCACAAGAGAGGUGAUUAUCGCAGAUGGAAGUCCUCGGCUGAGAUUUCUUAUGAAGAGGCACUUAGGAGAGCGAGGAGGCGACACCAGAGAGAAAUGAUGGGUUUGCAUGCAAAUGCUCCCCUUCCUUACACUAGUCCAUACACCUACAUUGCUAGCGAUUCUGAGUAUUCAGCCGAGUGUGAGUCUUUGUUUCACUCUACAGUGGUGGAUACCAGUGAGGAUGAACAAAGUAACUAUACAACCAACUGUUUUGGGGACAGUGAGUCAAGUCUGAGUGAGGUGGAAUUUGUUGGAGAAAGUACGUCUUCCAGUGAUUCUGAUGAAAGUGGGGGGCUGAUUUGGUCUCAGUUUGUGAAUACUCUCCCUAUGCAAACAGCCACUGCUGCAGAACUUAAAACAGCCAAGGCGUUUGUGAAAAUUAAGGCCUCUCACAACCUCAAGAAGAAAAUUCUUCGCUUUAGGUCUGGAUCUUUAAAACUGAUGACAACUGUCUGAUCCUUGGCCAUCAGACUUCAACCCCCCGUAAAUAAUUUGAUAGUCUUUGUACAAAUAUUUAAAGCCUACAGUAAGUUAUGACUCUUUAAACUAGUGAACAUUUACAAUUUCCUACAGGGUUGAGAGUUGAUAGACAACUUGGACAUUUGUCCGGAUUACAUUUUAAGAUGCCCCCUUCAUGAUUAAAAAUUGAUACAAUUAGGGCAGUUUUUUUUCCCUCUCCUUUUGGUUCCAGAACUUCCACUUCUUCUUCCUUUUUUUUUUUUUUUUUUUUUUUUUUUAAAACAUUCCAUCUGAAUCUGCACCUUUUUUUUAUUCAGAAGGAAUUUAAACUAAGACCAUGUGUGUUCUGUUUCCAUCCGCAUAUAUCACAAAAAAAAUUUGUUAUGGUUGGUUCUUGCACUUUUUGACUCUCUUGUAAAUUCAGACUUUGAAUAUAAAGACAGGACCACUUCCUUCAACCAUAUGCAUGAUCUGUGCAUGAAUCUGGUUCCUAUACAGCUCAUUAAUUCUAUAAUUACUUGUAUUUUAUAUAUUUUGUACAUUUUAUAUAUAGCACAUUUUACAUUGUAAUAAACUCUAAGCUAAUGCUGUUUAAAUGUAUUAAAUUGUAAAGUAACACUAAGCUUGUCUUGUUUGUGUUCAGACACAAAUGAUGUAGGAAUUAAAUUGCGCCUUGGUGAAGAGGCUAAUCAUUAAA
Bombina bombina (fire-bellied toad) is the source of this 4212-nucleotide messenger RNA. RefSeq names its product dishevelled binding antagonist of beta catenin 1 (gene DACT1). The record is from RefSeq and is a predicted model, not a curated record. Gene Ontology annotation, cellular component: cytoplasm. Gene Ontology annotation, biological process: regulation of Wnt signaling pathway, planar cell polarity pathway; negative regulation of canonical Wnt signaling pathway; negative regulation of JNK cascade. The transcript has 4 exons. NCBI's taxonomy places the organism in Eukaryota, Metazoa, Chordata, Amphibia, Anura, Bombinatoridae. Bases 1065 to 3512 code for a protein of 815 amino acids.